AUGAAUAAGUUUUUGAAAAGUGUUAAAAGUUCUGUCACUAACAACAAAGAUGAUCUAAUUAAAAAAUCCAUAACCAAAACUCUCUCAGACAGUGUCAAAGAGAUACAGUAUUUUGAAGUUGAAAAUAAAGUACAAAACAAUGUGGACCUGAAUGAAGCUGCCAAUACACUAUGCACCACCUUGGAGGCUAUGUUUCUGCAUGGAUUGAAGGAUUCACUGGCCUACAGAUUCACCAGGGCUAUUGCAGAUGUUGAUGAAAGACCUGAACCAAGCUUUUGGGGACCACUCCUACUUGUUUCGCAUCGACAAAUCAUUGAUCAGAUAACUAAUUUGUCCCAAAUCACAACGGAAGCGGGACAAUGCAGGGCAUGGAUUCGCCUGGCUCUCAACGACUGCCUGCUCUCUUCCUACUUAGUGACCUUGCGUCGUCAGGGCAGCUCCCUGAAAAGCUUCUACAAGACCGGAGCGUUCAUACGAGACGGAGAAUUGUUGGACGUAACCCAAAGACUAAUCGAAGGCGUGGAAGCCUUCCACACCUUCACCUUGGCCUGCAAUUCCAGCCUACUGAACACCUGGCCGUUGCAGAGCUUAUAUCUGGCAGGCAUUUGGGCCCCUACACUCAAAGCUUGUCCGGUGGCGCCUUGCGAUGACGUAGCACAGGGCAUCCAAGAACAGGAGACGACCAAGCCUCAGCCCAUUCCCGACUUGAAUGCCGAAGCUGUGUCGGUCGCGUCCAGCUUCUCGUUCAGCUCGCAGGCGAGUGGACUGAGACAGAUCGUGUCUUUGAGCGAGGACGAGGUGCUGAAGAUCAUCUUGAACAAGGAUAAAACGACGUCGGCCAGUGGUAGCUCUCAAUCUGGAAGCGAAAGCAGAGGCGUAGAGGCUGAGAAUGUUAAGUUCAACGUGGGGAACUCGUUGAAGCAAAGGACUGGCUGGUCGUUUGAUGGCACCCAAGAGGAGACGGGUGAUGAAACGACCAGUCCGGUGGUUGAAAUAACGGAGGAACCGGCUAAGGAGGUAAACGAACCUAAAUCGACGGAAGCCAGCUUUAACGCACUGAUAGAGAGCUACAACAUGCUGAGUGGCGGGUUCAUUCGCACGCCGGACAUCAGGGAGGUUUGGCAGAGGAUCGACGAGGAUAGGCGUGGUGACGUCCCAACUGAGACCAUUGAGAUAAGACAAGAAUCACCCAUCCAUCCGCUGAUAAAUAAAUCUGAGUCCACGGCUUUGGCGGUGCAGCUAGGCAAAAUUGGAAGGGAGAAAGGUUUGGAUCGUCAAAAAUUUGAAUGUGCUGGAUGUCAACAGCCAUUGGGAGUCGCCGUAAAGGCGAAUGUAUGCGGUUUCACUGGUGACUAUUUCUGUGAUGGUUGCAUGAGUUAUGAACAAAUAACUAUUCCUGCCCGAAUAAUUCACAACUGGGACUUCAAAACUUACAAAGUUUCACAAAAAGCUUACAAUUACAUCGAAGAAAUCAAAGACCAUCCCACUAUUGAUUUUAAGAUUCUUAACCCGUUUAUUUAUGGAGUUGUUGAGGAAAUGGCCCAACUACAAAUUUUAAGGAACCAAUUGAAUUUCCUCAGAGCUUAUUUGUACACGUGCAGGGAGCCAAUCAUAAAGUCUCUACAGAAGAAGAUGUGGCCCCGAGAAUACAUGUACGAACACAUCCACCAAUAUUCAGUUUCUGAUUUGGCACAAAUUAAAAGUGGGGAGUUGGCCGCCUUACUGCAAAAGGUUGUGGAGUUUGGAAGAGAACAUGUUUCCAGUUGUUGGUUGUGCAGUCAAAAAGGUUUCGUCUGUGAAGUAUGCAAUAAGCCAAAACCUCUGUUUCCUUUUGAUGUUGAACAUAUUUAUAGAUGUGAGGCUUGUAAUGCUGUGUAUCACAAAGGUUGCCUUAAUUCGUCGAAACCAUGUAGAAAAUGUGAGAGAAUAAAAAAAAGGGAAGACCUACCUUUACUUGGUGCUAUUACCCUUGAUUAGAUCAUUGUUUGUUCUAUUAAAAAUGUAAUAUUUUUAUUUUCUUGGAAUAAAAGUUUUUUUAUUAUUACUAA
Aethina tumida (small hive beetle) is the source of this 2048-nucleotide messenger RNA. RefSeq lists its product as uncharacterized. The transcript has 7 exons. The record is from RefSeq and is a predicted model, not a curated record. Lineage: Eukaryota; Metazoa; Arthropoda; Insecta; Coleoptera; Nitidulidae. Bases 1 to 1977 code for a protein of 658 amino acids.